Messenger RNA from Corythoichthys intestinalis (scribbled pipefish), 2330 nucleotides. It is a transcript of the gene gfod2, whose product is annotated as glucose-fructose oxidoreductase domain containing 2. Bases 567 to 1712 code for a protein of 381 amino acids. The record is from RefSeq and is a predicted model, not a curated record. The transcript is spliced from 4 exons. Lineage: Eukaryota; Metazoa; Chordata; Actinopteri; Syngnathiformes; Syngnathidae. Gene Ontology annotation, molecular function: nucleotide binding.
CCGUACCUCUACUGCAGUAGAACCCGCCAGAGAAGUGCUCUGACGCAAGAUGGCUUUCAGUUACCUACACCGCCGACUCAAUAUUUAGACAUCUGGCCUUAUAUAUGUGAUAUCUAUGAGCGCAAUGCGCAUCGGCCACCUGUUAAUGCGAUCUUUUCUAAAAUAGUCACCAUUUGGAAGCAGACCUUUUCCUUUUAAGCUAGACAGAUGUUCAGAAUUUUAGUGUCUUCCAAACAAGGUAAACUUAUAUUAAAAUAUUGACAUGCUUCUAAUUAAAGUUUUAAAGCUACGUACUUCUGGUGUAACAAGACAACGACAUAGUGAUGUCAAUGCCAGCUCGCAGGUUUUCUCCAGAGUGAGCAUCUUUCUUCAUUGAACAUCUCUGGUUCAUCACUCACUUCCAUCUCUGCUGAAGUUACCAUUAGCAACUGGGCAGCGCCCGGCUGAGCACUUGCUACAGAGGAACUCGCCUGCAAAAACACAGAGUAAAGUCAUAGAGUACUGGCAGUGAGCAUGUGAGCGUCAACAUGCUUUCAGCGUAGAAGGCUGGAGGGAGCGGCACCGUCAUGCUGCCGGGAGUCGGCGUGUUCGGGACGGGAAGUACAGCCCGAGUGCUGGUCCCGAUGCUAAAGGCGGAGGGCUUCGAAGUCCAUGCCCUCUGGGGGAGAAGCGAAGAGGAAGCGUGCGGCCUGGCAAAGGAGCUCGGUAUCCCGUUUCACACCAGUCGAUCCGAUGACGUCCUGCUACACCAAGACGUUGACCUUGUUUGUAUUUAUAUUCCACCCUCAAUGACAAGGCAGAUUGCUGUCAAAGCACUGGGUAUCGGUAAGAAUGUUGUCUGUGAAAAAGCUGCGACUGCAGUGGAUUCUUUCCAGAUGGUGAAUGCAGCUAGGUAUUACCCUCAACUGCUCAGCAUCAUGGGGAAUACCCUUCGUUUCCUUCCCACAUUUGCGGCCAUGCGGAAGCUGCUGGUCGAGGGUUACGUGGGUGAAGUGCAGGUAUGUGACGUACGCGUGUACGGCCCCAGCCUCUUAGACCGCUCGUACGGCUGGACUUGCGAGGACCUGAUGGGAGGCGGGGGCCUGCACACAGUGGGCUCGGCUGUCAUCGACCUUUUAAGUUACCUGACCGGGACGCGGGCCCAGCGGGUUCACGGCCUGCUGCGCACCUUCGUGCAGCAAAACGAUACCAUCAAAGGCAUCCGACGGGUCACUAGUGACGACUUUUGUUUCUUCCAAAUGUUGAUGGGGCCCUGCUCGGGCGGCGCGUGCUGCACCGUGACUCUCAACUUCAACAUGCCGGGUUCCUUUUUGCAUGAGGUGAUGAUCGUCGGGUCAGCGGGGAGAUUGGUGGCCAGGGGGACUGAACUGUUUGGGCAGCGUAACGGCAGCAAAAGCGAGGAACUCUUACUAGGCGACGGCGGCUGGGCCGGCCCUGACGUGAAAGACGUACCCAUGCCUCACCUUCGGGGGCUAGGCGCCAUGGUCAAGGCCUUGAGACAGUCAUUCCAAGCACACCAGGAGCGCAGGUUGUGGGCACACGGGCCAGUUGCCGCGGCACCCACAUUCGAGGACGGCCUGUAUGUACAGACUGUAGUGGAGGCGGUGAAGCGGUCCAGCUAUAGCGGAGAGUGGGAGUGUGUGGAUAUCAUGAAUAAAGAGCCCGAUCCCAACCACAACCUGUGUGAGGCCCUGCAGAGAAAUAAGAACUAAUCAAACACGUGUUGCAAAACGUUUGGGAUUUUGGCCUUAAAUGUCAGGAUGGAUUUAAAAUGCCCUAUAACCUUGACAAGUCAAAUUUAUUCAGCCUUCUCUAAAUUUUUGAAUGCACACAAUCAUGUUAAUGCCAAUAUACUAAUUAGACUGGAAACACUUUUUUUUUUUUUUUUUUUUUAGUUAGGUUCUGACAGCUGUUUACGACUUAAUGUUUGGUUGCGGAAUCCAAAACUGAUGUCAGUUUUUCUCUUAUCACAUAACUUUUUUACAUUUAUGAUCCCUUUUUUUUUCUUAAAAGAAAAUACUUAGUGUUCAAAUAUAGACACAAGGAAACUUGAAAGAAACAGGCAUGACUGCCAUGUUUAUUUAAUUAACACUAUUUAAGCUAGUUGUGUGCAAAUAAUAACAUUAUGGUAGGUGUGGAGAGAAAAAUAAAAUGAUAUGUGAAAAAAAAUACUGCAAUUUUGGAAUCAGUUCAGCAAUUUUAAUAUUAAAAAUCAAAUUCAACAGAUAUUUUUCCCCAAAUUGUUCCCAAGUGUUACGCAUGAUUUAGACAAGUAAAAUUUAGAAAAGGCUAAAUAAUUUGAUUUUCUUUUUUUUUUUUUUUUUUUUUUU